AGUGUGAUGUGUCACGUUCUGCACCAGUUGACAGAUGCCGUUUUGCCAACUCUGGACACACGUGUUCUAACUCGAAACUGUGUCAAGUAGCCCGACAAUGGACGUUAUACUGCUGGCGUUGACCGUUUGUAUACUGCUUAUUUCUGCCAUUUUAGCAUUUCCGAAGAAAAACCCGUAUUAUCCCCCAUGUAUUAGGGGAUGGAUUCCAUGGUUCGGUGCAGCUUUCGAGUUCGGGAAAGCACCUCUGGAUUUCAUUGCGCAAGCACGAGCUAAGUAUGGGCCAGUCUUCACUGUCUUCGCUGCGGGGAAGCGUUUGACCUUUGUGACUCUGCAUGAAGACUUUCGUACGUUCUUCAUGUCUAAAGAUGUGGAUUUUGAGCAGGCGGUGCAAGAGCCAGUCCACCACACAGCAUCCAUCAGCAAGGAGAGCUUCUACAGGUUCCACCCUGCCUGCAACACUCUGAUCAAGGGCCGGCUGACUCCAGGUAACCUGCCCAUGCUGUCGAGUCACCUGUGCGACGAGUUCAACGACCACCUGGAGCUACUGGGGCGCGAGGGGUCCGGCGGACUGAGCGACCUCGUCAGGAGCGUCAUGUACCCCGCGGUGAUGAGCAACUUGCUGGGCAAGUCCAAUUCUCCGGGCUGCCCCGACACCGUGCAGGAGUUCAAGGAGAAGUUCCGCAUUUAUGACGAAGGCUUUGAGUACGGCUCGCAGAUUCCCGACAUUUUCCUACGGGACUGGGCGAAGUCAAAGCAAUGGCUCCUGUCCCUCCUAGAUGACAUGGUCCUAAAUGCAGAGGGCAACAGGUCCACUGAGAACGGCUUCAAGACAUUGCUGCAGCAUCUUGUCACUACAAUAACAGACAAAUUCCUCCCCAAUUAUGGACUCCUGAUGCUAUGGGCAUCACUGGCCAAUGCCAUUCCUAUAACCUUCUGGGCCCUGGCUUUUAUUCUGUCUGAUCCGUCAGCGUACCGGACAGCUGUGGAGCAGAUCACAACUGUUUUAAAAGACCAAGGCACGGAGCGGACGGCCGUGGCCGCCGAGGAGAUGCAGCAGAUGACCUACGUGAAGUGGUGCAUCCUGGAGGCCAUCCGUCUUCGAGCCCCGGGGGCCAUCACGCGCAGGGUGGUCCGCCCGCUCAGGUUACAGAACUACGUUAUUCCACCAGGGGACUUGUUGAUAGUGUCUCCAUAUUGGGCUCACCGGAACCCCAAAUACUUCCCUGAUCCAGAAGAGUUUAAACCGGAACGAUGGGAGAAGGCAGAUUUAGUAAAGAAUGUCUUCCUGGAAGGGUUCGUGGCAUUUGGAGGCGGCCGAAACCAGUGCCCAGGAAGGUGGUAUGCCUUAAUGGAGAUGCAAAUGUUUGUUGCCUUGAUUCUCUACAAGUACGAAUUCACUCUUCUGGAUCCACUGCCCAGUCACAGUUCCCUUCACCUGGUGGGCACCCAGCAGCCAGAAGGACCCUGUCGGGUACAGUACAGGCACAGGUAGACCCCCUGACCAGAGGGGGGACUGUGUGUUCCAACACUUGUGACUGACAGCUGCUCACAAUACUGCAAACAUACUGUCAUAACUGUCAGUUAACUGUCUUAACAACUGUAACAAGACUUAAGAUCUUAUUUUUUAUCUCAAGUAGAAAAUAUUAGUUUGUUCUAGGUUACGGUUUGCUUGACAAGUGAAAUCUUCUUACCCCAUUGGCAAAUCUUGAAAUGAGCCAAUAUUGAAAUCUUGAACCGCUAACUAUUUUUGUUUUAUUUAGCAAAAGAAAGUAAUAGGAAUAAGAUUUUAAUUUUCAAUAUAAGACUACAAGUAGAGACAACUUGAACCAAGCAUGCUCCCCCUUUUACAUGCUUAAAAUACUUGAGAAUUGUAAUUAAUUUAAGAUGGUAUUGUGGUUGCAAUAGUUUUCCUAACUAUUAAUUAUAUAUACUGCAUAUAGUGACAUGGUUUCUAAUAGGCUUAAGAAUGAGCAACCAUGGAAAUUAAUCAUGUCUACAUA
This is a messenger RNA of Conger conger (European conger), 2000 nucleotides long. RefSeq names its product 24-hydroxycholesterol 7-alpha-hydroxylase (gene cyp39a1). Gene Ontology annotation, molecular function: heme binding; iron ion binding; steroid hydroxylase activity. Bases 98 to 1492 code for a protein of 464 amino acids. Gene Ontology annotation, biological process: bile acid biosynthetic process; cholesterol homeostasis. Lineage: Eukaryota; Metazoa; Chordata; Actinopteri; Anguilliformes; Congridae. The record is from RefSeq and is a predicted model, not a curated record. The transcript is spliced from 12 exons.